Physella acuta is the source of this 1162-nucleotide messenger RNA. RefSeq lists its product as uncharacterized. The record is from RefSeq and is a predicted model, not a curated record. Lineage: Eukaryota; Metazoa; Mollusca; Gastropoda; Physidae.
GAGUUAGCGAAAGAAAUCGUAGCUUUGUGUAUUGUGUGUUGUCAAAGUCCACUUCCUACUUACAGAUUUUAGUGUAUUUUACUGAAGUAGACCAAGUCCUGAUAUUAGAUAUCUAGAUUCUAAACUAAAUAAAUUCUUUGUAAUUAACAAUGGCUCAAGCAGCAGAAGAGCCUGAUUAUGCUGUGGACGAAGGAACAAAAGAAGGAUUUGUGCGGCUUAAGAUAAAGAUGAAUGGAUUAAAAAUAAAAAGCUCUGGAUUUAAAAUAAUGAAAUUUCCUGGCAACCGACACCCCCUUCCUGAGGCUAAAAAUGCCACAAUAGAGCCACCUGAAUUUAGCACAAGAGGGAUUGUGUUUGAAGUCAAGGGUGGAAUAGAUACUGACAUGAAAGGUGCCCACUACAGACUGGUGAUCAAACUUCUUCCUUACGACAUCAUCCCUAGUGAAUCUUAUAUUAAAGGUGAAGAUGGUUGGAUUUAUAUGUUUCUCAAGAAAAAAGAUCAUUAUCAAUCUUGGGAGAAAUAUAUCAGAGAAGGGAGCCUAGAGACUGCAUGAAACGUCUAGGUCACUACCACAAUAUAAUAGAGGCUGCAUUUAGGAUCUACGUAAUUUCCACCUGAUUCAGUAAUACAGAUUUCAAUUAAUUUAUUUAAAAUUAAGAUAAUCAAAUUAUUUUUUUUAAAUAGGCCUAUUUUAUGGCAUCAAAUUAAAGUAAAGAAACUGGUAUUGAGAUUGUCAUUAUAAGAAUAAUUUGCAAGAUAAACAAAGAACCAUGUUGAAACAAUAUCGACACCUAAAUAAUGGACAUAUGAUAAAAGAGUAUUAUUAAGCAAUUUUAAUUAUUGAAAUCUUAUCUAUAGCAAAGUUCAGUAUUAUUAUUCAUAUCUUCUGAAUGAUUACACUGAAAUUUAAAAAGGUAAAAACUACUCUUUUAAAUAUACAGGCAAUAAUUUACAAGUAUACACAUUUAUCCACUGUGAUUUGCAACAAUUUUAAAAUUUAUUUUUCUCUAUAUUUAGUUAAGAGAUAACAUAAUUACUACAUGAUAUUUAUUUCUUUAUUAGUUUAUACGCUAACAAUGCUUACAAAAAAAAUUAGAUUCAGUUUUUUUUUUUGCUCAUAUAUGCUGUCAUUUUAUUUUGGAAUAAAUUAGCCUUUUGGCU